AACAUGAAAUUGCUAACUUCAUGUCAUACUACAGCUGGGCGCCAGCUGAUAGAAAAUUGAGCGAGAAAAGUCAAUAAAGGUGCGCUAUUUCUGUAUUGAUAACGUGGCGGAGUAGUAAGAUUGCAAGAAUAUGUUACAAUAACAGGUGAAUCUGACCUAUUUAUGAUAAAUCGAGAUGGCUGCACAAAAUAUUGCGGUCAAAUUGUGCGGAGUGCUUCAGGCCCAGUCUGAGGAAGAAGUAACUGCACACGAGUGGCGGUUAUUAGGGCAGGAGCAGGAUGGAUCUCAAGUGUUGACAUGGAUCUCUAAAGAUAACCACGAUAAAGAAGUAUUGAACAUCGGCGUGUAUACAAACAAAACUAAAACAUUGAGUGUUCUUCAUAAGUUCGAUGAGAAAUUGAAUAUCGUGCAGGCGUCAGUGAAUGCUACUCGAAGCUUGUUGGUUUAUGUGGUCAAGUUAUUGCCUGAGGAUGACAAUGACAUCAAGGAACCAUUGUACUGUCCAUAUUUGAUUUGUCUCUUGAAUGAAAAGGACAGAGUACCAGUAGAGGUCGAGGAGAGCUCCACCAAACAGAUUAUGGUCCAGUAUGUGUAUGGGAAAAGCAAUAAAUACAGCCCGGGCAUUAGAAAUGAUAGAUUUCUGUUAUUCAAACAUCUUGAAUGUAUUAAGAUUUACCGGAGCCCAAUGUUCCUGAAUGAAUGUGACGAUGGCACAGAAAAGUGGGGUUUUGAUGGCAUUUAUACAGAACCUGAGAAGAUUGUCAAGGUUUUUUCUUGGGCACAGUGGGAUUGUGUUAAUCAGGUUCUCUACUACAUCCACUACCGACAGCCUUCCCAGAGCUUUGCUGAGGGCGAAGAAGUGAAGUCACCAUCAGAAAUGACUCCAACUUUGUCGGCAUUGCAAUUUCAUGCUGAUUUGCCGCAUGAGACUGUUCUGAACAUUCCCUUGAGCCUGCCACACGUGCCAAGCUCGAGUGAGGGCGCGGCAUGCGGCGCGUACGAGGACGAUCCCGUCCCGUUGCGCGUGCACGACUGCAGCCUCGACCUGCAGAUACUGUGCGACCAGCGCGGCGUGCUGUGCAUAUGCCACCAUUAUCUGUAUAAGCCACUCGACGACUCCACGACCUCCCUGGUGUUGGAAGACAGCGCUGACCUUAAAGACUCUGGGGUCAACUUCGCGUACUCAAUAACGUUGCUGCAACACGGCUGCGUGGUGCAUAGUGUCGUGCCCGACCUCCCCUGGGCACGAGCCAAGUCGCUGCGGCCUUCGUACACUCUUUACGCGGAUAACCACCUCCUAGUCAACAUCCCAAUGCUGUUCACCCAUCUAAUCGACAUCAGUCUGUACCACGAGCCAUGCUGCCACAUCGUGCUUCCAUUAGAAGAGACAGAAGGCGGCCCAUCCCUUGGACCCCUGCUGGGCUGGGGACCCCACGCCAUGGUGGAUCUGAAGACGCUGGACGUGGUCACCAUGACAGUCCAGGAGAAGGACUUAGCAGCCACGUUCAAGAGUGCCACGGUGGUUGAGAAUAAGCUGGCGAUCAUGCAUUAUUUGAUCCUGCAUGAGGGCAACUUUGAGUUGGCUGAAGAGCUGAUCUCGUGGAUGUGCGUGAAUCAACGCGUGGGCCCGGGCUUGGAACGCGUACUGCAAGAGUUCCUGGUAGCCGGUGCCUUCGCGCUCACGCGGCGCACGUUGCCUGCGUCUGCUCUGCCACUCAUGCGUAUGCUGCCUUACACGCUGCACGCCAACUUUGCCGACGUCAAGGUUGGCAGCACUGUAGUGUCAGUGAGCCAAGAGAAGCUGUGGAGCGGCGCGGCCGUGGUGCUGGCUCCUCGACAGCGCGUGCUGCAGUUCGCGGAAGAUGUUUGGACGCGCGUGUGGGCCGCGUUACAUGCGCCGCCGCCGCCUCGUCUUGCGCCCGCGCAAGUGUUGGAGAAACUGCGUGUGAGCCUGCACUGCUACCAGCCAGAGGCGGUGUCCCGCUGCAGCACGCCGCUGUCGCCGAGCGGCGCGGGCGGCGCAAUCGGCGCGGGCGCGGGCGGGUGGGCGCGGCGCGCGUCGGCGUCGGCGCAGGACCUGCUGCCGUUCUUCGAGCUGGAUGUUUGCACUGCGAGUAGACAGGAGCACGUUAUAGCCGCGAAUCUUCGCGAAGUAAGCGUGCACCUGAUGCGGUCCGCGGGCGCGGGCGCGGGCGGCGUGGAGAGCGGCGUGCACGCGGUGGCCACGCGCUGGGCGGCGGCGCAGCUGGACGCGUCGCGGUCGUUGUGUCGUGCCUUGUGCCGCGCGGUGGCAGCGACGCCGGCUUCCAACCAGCAGAGAGGAUUCACUUUCAUUGACGAGAUGGAACCGAGCCACGCGUUCAUAGUGUUCAAAGUGCUCGAGCAGUACUAUUUGGCAGCUGACUCGCUAGCCUUCCCGCUGCCGCAGGGCUUCAGUUCCUUCUUCACGUACCUGGGCUACCGCACGCUGCCCUUCCACGCGUUCGUUAUGUACGUGCAUCGGAACGUGUUCGAGCUGCAGAUUGACGUCAUGAAGGCUAUUAUUGCUUCCAAAGACGACGACAGCAAAAACUCCGUGAACAACAAGCUGCGUCUAGUGCAGUUAGCGGGCGAGGGCCGCGCGCGCCGCGCUCUCGGCGCGUGGCCUCAUCGCGCUGCCCUCGUGUUACGCGCAAGGGACCAUGCCGCUACGUUGCUUAGUGGAGGAGCACCCGCUGCGAGGGAUCCUGCGCGUGUGAGGCAGGCUGCGCACACUGGAAUAGCAGCACUGCCGUCUGGCGAGCGUUUGUCACCGCUUGACACAUUCCUCGACCUACUGACAGCCAAAGCGAGCCUCAAUGAACUGGACUUCAACCUCAUCAUCGAGGCGACUCUAGCGCUGGUCCAACAGGAAACCGCUGCAUGAAGAAUCUAUAGCAUUCCAUAAUAAUCUCCACUCUUGCCAUAUCUUAAAACAUUCCAGUACAAUUACGUCGUAGGAUUUUUGUGAAGUUUAUACCAAAACGUUAUUUAUUCAUUUUAUGUACUUAAUUAGGAUAAUAGCGUAGGAUUUAGUGAUUGAGGGGAAUAUUUCAAAUGCAUGCCAAAAUAAA
Ostrinia furnacalis (Asian corn borer) is the source of this 3092-nucleotide messenger RNA. It is a transcript of the gene pigeon, whose product is annotated as gamma-secretase activating protein pigeon. Bases 176 to 2905 code for a protein of 909 amino acids. The transcript is spliced from 14 exons. Gene Ontology annotation, cellular component: trans-Golgi network. Lineage: Eukaryota; Metazoa; Arthropoda; Insecta; Lepidoptera; Crambidae. Gene Ontology annotation, biological process: positive regulation of amyloid-beta formation. The record is from RefSeq and is a predicted model, not a curated record.